AUGGCUUGGUUUAGAGCAAGUUCUUGUCUGGGAAAUCUAGCCAUUAGAAGAAGUCUUUCUCAGGGUGGAUCAUAUGCAGUGAGAGCAAGAAACCUUCCUUCACAGAAUCGAUGUUUUCAUUCCACUAUCUUCAAAAGAAAGGAGCAAGCCUCACCUGUUCCGAGAGCUGUGCCUCUUUCCAGGCUAGCUGAUAGCUUUCUUGAUGGAACAAGCAGUGUGUACUUAGAAGAACUUCAAAGAGCUUGGGAAGCUGAUCCAAACAGUGUUGACGAAUCCUGGGAUAAUUUCUUCAGGAAUUUUGUUGGACAGGCAUCAGGGUCGCCUGGAGUUUCAGACCAAACCAUACAUGAGAGCAUGCGUUUGCUGUUGCUUGUAAGGUCUUACCAAGUUAAUGGUCACCUGAAAGCAAAUUUAGAUCCCUUGUGCUUGGAGGAAAGGGAAAUUCCUGAUGAAUUAGACCCUGCAUUUUAUGGUUUCACGGAAACUGAUCUUGACAGGGAAUUCUUCAUAGGUGUAUGGAGCAUGUCAGGAUUUUUAUCUGAAAAUCGUCCGGUACAGACUCUCAGGUCCAUAUUGACCCGUCUUGAGCAAGCAUAUUGUGGGAGCAUUGGCUAUGAGUAUAUGCAUAUUGAGGACCGUGAGAAAUGUAACUGGUUAAGAGAAAAGAUUGAAACUCCGAUACCAAUGCAGUACAAUAAGGAUCGCCGUGUUGUCAUUCUUGAUAGGCUUAUAUGGAGUACACAGUUUGAGAAUUUCUUGGCCACAAAGAUGAAAACAGCUAAGAGAUUUGGACUUGAAGGUGGAGAGACUUUGAUUCCUGGUAUGAAGGAGAUGUUUGACAGAGCUGCCGAUAUGGGGGUUGAGAAUAUAGUUGUUGGCAUGCCUCAUAGAGGCAGAUUAAACGUUUUGGGUAAUGUUUUUAGAAAACCGCUACGUCAGAUAUUCAGUGAGUUUGACAAGAACUCAAAGUUGGAAGAUGAAACCGGGCUUUACACAGGAACCGGUGAUGUUAAGUAUCACUUGGGAACUUCUUAUGAUCGCCCAACUAGGGGUGGGAAGAGAUUUCAUCUGUCUUUGGUUGCAAAUCCAAGUCAUUUGGAAGCUGUAGACCCUGUUGUUAUUGGAAAAACUAGAGCAAAGCAAUAUUUUUCCAAUGAUUUGGACAGGACUAGGAACAUGGCUGUACUGAUUCAUGGGGACGGUAGCUUUGCUGGACAAGGGGUGGUGUAUGAAACUCUGCAUCUUAGUGCAUUACCAAACUACACUACGGGUGGGACUAUACACAUUGUAGUGAAUAAUCAAGUAGCCUUUACAACUGAUCCAAGGUCCGGAAGAUCUUCACAAUAUUGUACUGAUGUUGCCAAGGCCUUAAAUGCUCCCAUUUUUCAUGUUAAUGGUGACAAUAUAGAGGCAGUUGUUCAUGUAUGUGAGCUUGCAGCACAAUGGCGACAGACAUUCCAUUCAGAUGUUGUAGUUGAUAUAGUGUGUUAUCGACGAUUCGGGCAUAAUGAGAUUGAUGAGCCAUUUUUCACACAGCCUAAAAUGUACAAGGUCAUUCAAAAGCAUCCCUCAUCUCUUGAAAUUUACAAAAACAAGCUUCUAGAAUCUGGGGAGGUGACACAGGAAGAUAUUGAUAGGACACAAAAAAAGGUUGAGUCCAUUCUCAGUGAAGAAUUCUUAAAUAGUAAAGAUUAUGUUCAGCAGAGAAGGGACUGGCUUUCAACUAAUUGGGAAGGGUUCAAGUCACCUGAGCAGCUUUCACGUAUCAGAAACACUGGGGUAAACCCGGAUAUACUAAAGAAAGUUGGCAGAGCAAUUACAGUUCUUCCAGAAGAUUUCAAGCCCCAUAGAGCAGUAAAGAAGGUAUAUGAAGAUCGUGCACGGAUGAUUGAAACAGGGGAGGGCCUUGACUGGGCAAUGGGGGAGGCACUUGCUUUUGCAACAUUGCUGGUGGAAGGUAACCAUGUUAGACUCAGUGGCCAGGAUGUUGAAAGAGGUACAUUUAGUCAUCGGCAUGCUAUGGUUCAUCAUCAGGAAACAGGAGAUAAAUAUUGUCCUUUAGACCAUGUCAUGGAGAACCAGAAUGAAGAGAUGUUUACCGUAAGUAACAGCUCUCUUUCAGAAUUUGGAGUUCUUGGAUUUGAACUGGGUUACUCAAUGGAAAAUCCAGACGCAUUGGUACUGUGGGAGGCUCAAUUCGGUGAUUUUGCUAAUGGAGCUCAAGUUAUAUUUGAUCAGUUCCUAAGCAGUGGAGAGUCUAAGUGGCUGCGUCAGACAGGGCUUGUAGUACUUCUUCCUCAUGGUUAUGAUGGCCAAGGUCCUGAACAUUCAAGCGCGAGACUGGAGCGUUUCCUACAGAUGAGUGGUGAGAACCCUUAUGAAAUACCUCAAAUGGAUCCAACACAUCGAAACCAAAUACAGAAAUGCAAUUGGCAGGUUGUGAAUGCUACCACUCCUGCAAAUUACUUUCAUGUUUUACGGCGACAGAUACACAGGGAAUUCCGUAAGCCUCUAAUUGUAAUGUCUCCAAAGAACCUGCUUCGGUACAAGUUCUGCAAAUCAAAUUUAUCUGAAUUUGAUGAUAUCCAAGGCCAUGAAGGCUUUGACAAACAGGGAACCAGAUUCAAACGCCUUAUAAAAGACCAGAAUCACCACUCUGAUCUUGAGAAGGGUAUCAGGCGCCUGGUUCUUUGUUCUGGAAAGGUUUAUUAUGAGCUUGAUGAGGAGAGACAAAGGUUGAAUGUAAAUGAUAUUGCAAUUUGUAGGGUGGAACAGCUUUGUCCAUUCCCCUAUGAUCUCAUCCAGCGAGAGCUGAAGCGUUAUCCAAAUGCUGAGAUUGUCUGGUGCCAAGAAGAGCCAAUGAACAUGGGUGCUUACACCUACAUUGCACCUCGCCUUUACACUGCCAUGAUGGGCAUUGGUAGGGGAUCUGUGGAAGACAUCAAAUAUGUUGGUAGAGCUCCAUCUGCUGCCACAGCCACUGGUUUUCUGAAAAAACACCAAAAUGAACAGGCUGAGAUUCUGAGGCUUGCCAUGCAGCCUGAACCAAUCAACUGUCCUUAUUCGAGCCAUUCAAAUUAAGCCUGUUGAAAACUAUUCCUAUAAAAAAUAAGGGCCUCAUAUCAGGUUAGAGUUCAAGAUCCGAAAAAGGGGAUCUUCUCUUGAUUUUCAGAAAGUUUUCUUCUCUUAUUCAAAACAUGUUCAGCUAGAACCAGUUGUUGUAUUUGACAUUUCUUGCUCUAUUUUUAAUUUUUGUCAAGAAUCUGAAAC
Messenger RNA from Theobroma umbraticum, 3270 nucleotides. RefSeq lists its product as uncharacterized. The record is from RefSeq and is a predicted model, not a curated record. Gene Ontology annotation, molecular function: thiamine pyrophosphate binding; oxoglutarate dehydrogenase (succinyl-transferring) activity. Gene Ontology annotation, cellular component: oxoglutarate dehydrogenase complex; mitochondrion. NCBI's taxonomy places the organism in Eukaryota, Viridiplantae, Streptophyta, Magnoliopsida, Malvales, Malvaceae. Gene Ontology annotation, biological process: tricarboxylic acid cycle.